AUGAAUCACAUUCCCGAUCUCCGCUGGGAGCAAUUACGAGCCGUGAGCCUUUCCCUCCCUCCCAUUCAGUGCGAACGUUCUUCCAGAUCGAAGCCGAUCUUCUGUCGCCACCUCCCGCGGAUCCAUUCCAAUGCUUUCCGACGGGUUGGAAGCGCGCCACUGCACACAUUGAGCACGUCCGCGAGGUGUCCGCCACGCCGCCGCCUCCGCGGGAGCCGUUCCAAAUCAGAAGAGUGCUCCGUCGGACUCCGCAACGCGCCAUGCCCAUCCCGGACGCUCGGCCGCUGCGACAGUUGAACGGACACGCGCAUAGAGCCAUUCAAGUUCAGAGACAGCAGCGCAACCAGAAUCAGGAUCAGAAUGAGGAUAACGGAGAGGAGAACGUGCCGCCGGCGGAAGAGCGACGCCGUCGGCGUGCCCUUUCGCCCACGCAGAUGCCGGGCGUGCAUGCCAUCCCGAAGGACUUCAAUCGCUUCUUCAGAGGCCUUCUCUCGCCCGGAGAAUACUUCGCCAAGUGAGAAAAAUGUUGUCUGCAUAACGCUGAUUCAAGAUUCUUUUUCAGAUCGCGGACCCGCUACCUCGGACCGUUCGAAGCAAUGCCGAAUCAGGACACGUUGCCCGCCGACGACAACUACAUCAUCCUUCAGGUCAGGCUUCCGUUCUUUCAUCCUCCCGAAAUGUGUUCAUUUUCAGAGAAUGGGACGUUUUCCAGACAGCGGCAAGUCGAUAUUCCGUCAAGUCGGCAACCUCUCCACGUGA
Messenger RNA from Caenorhabditis sp. 36 PRJEB53466, 759 nucleotides. NCBI's taxonomy places the organism in Eukaryota, Metazoa, Nematoda, Chromadorea, Rhabditida, Rhabditidae. The record is from the annotation of a GenBank genome assembly.